Messenger RNA from Trachemys scripta elegans, 4385 nucleotides. It is a transcript of the gene PLB1, whose product is annotated as phospholipase B1. Gene Ontology annotation, biological process: phospholipid metabolic process. Gene Ontology annotation, molecular function: A2-type glycerophospholipase activity; retinyl-palmitate esterase activity; phosphatidylcholine lysophospholipase A1 activity. The record is from RefSeq and is a predicted model, not a curated record. Lineage: Eukaryota; Metazoa; Chordata; Testudines; Emydidae. Bases 142 to 3168 code for a protein of 1008 amino acids. The transcript has 38 exons. Gene Ontology annotation, cellular component: brush border membrane.
CUUCGUGAGUUUAAUCCUUCCCUUCGAGGGUACUCCAUUGACAAAGGGAACCAGGACUCAUCUAAUGCCUUCCUGAAUCAGGCUGUGGCAGGAGAUCGCUCAGAGAAUGUCCCUUCGCAGGCGAGGAGACUGGUGGACCUGAUGAAAAAUGAUACUAGAAUAAAUUUCCAGGAAGACUGGAAGCUCAUAACACUCUUUAUAGGAGGAAAUGACCUGUGUGGAUUCUGCAACGAUCCAGUGCAUUUUUCUCCUGAUAACUUCACCAACAAUAUAAAAAUAGCUUUGGACAUACUUCAUAGAGAGGUUCCUCGGGCAUUUGUGAAUCUGGUGACAGUACUUCAUAUAGCAACCCUCCGGGAUUUGUACCAGGAGAAGAAAGUUAGCUGCCCAAGGCUAAUCAUGAGGCAGCUGUGUCCUUGUGUAUUGAACUAUGAUGAUAAUUCCACUGAAACUAAGAUGCUAGAGUCUUUUAAUAGAAGGUAUCAGGAGGAAACCCACCGAUUAGUUGAAAGUGGAAGGUAUGACACCAAGGAAGAUUUCACAGUGGUUGUGCAGCCAUUUCUGCAGAGAGUGACCAUUCCAAAGACUGAGGAGGGGUUGCCUGACAGCUCGUAUCUUGCCCCAGACUGUUUCCACUUUCACCAGAAGACUCAUUCCCAGGCUGCUCGUGCCUUGUGGAACAACAUGUUGGAACCUGUUGGGAACAAGACAGAUGCAUAUUUUCUUGAAACGGUGAUAACUCUCAAAUGUCCAAGUCAGGCUGAGUCAUUCCUCAGGACGUACAGGAACAGCAAUUAUACGUAUCCCAACCAAACUACGCCAGAUGUAACAACACCGCUACCAUCAUCUGCUACGCCGACCCCAGCACAGGAACCAGAUCAGAAUCAUGGGAGCCAGCUGCUGUGUGAGGACAGGGCUCCAUCCAGCUCUUCUCCAACUUCAGUGCAUGCCCUCAAACCAGCUGAUGUGCGAGUGAUAGCAGCCCUGGGGGAUUCUUUGACUGCUGGUAAUGGAAUUGGUGCUGAACCAAACAAUAUCUUGGAUAUGAACACAGAGUAUCGGGGGCUGGCUUGGAGUAUUGGAGGGGAUGCUUCGUUAAAGAAUGUAACAACCUUGCCUAAUAUCCUUCGGGAGUUCAACCUUAACCUCACGGGUUACUCGACUGGCACAGGGGGAGCAAGUGAGCCGAAUGCCUUUCUCAAUCAGGCAGUUCCUGGAGCAGUGGCUGAGAAAUUACCAGACCAAGUAAGAGCCCUGGUGAGACUAAUGAAAAGUGAUCCGAGAAUUGAUUUCAACACUGACUGGAAGAUCAUCACUGUGUUAAUUGGAGCCAAUGAUCUGUGCAACUACUGCAAAGACCCUAAUUACUAUUCAGCUGUAAAUUUCACCAGCCGCAUUCAAGAAGCCCUCGACAUUCUGCAUGCAGAAGUUCCCAGGGCUCUGGUCAAUCUGGUUGAAGUAAUGGACCUCCUCCCCUUGAGGCAAAUGUUUCUGGAUAACCAAGUACAGUGCCCCACACAUCUCACUGGAGAACUGUGUAGUUGUGUUCUUCCAGUGACAGAAGGGUCACAAGAGCUAGCGAUGGUGAUGGAAGCUACCAGAGCCUACCAGAACAGCACUCGAAAGCUAGUGGAGUCUGGCAGGUAUGACACCCAGGAGAAUUUCACGGUGGUACUGCAGCCUUUCUUCCGAAAUACCAAGAUUCCUCUUCUUCAGGAUGGACAUGCAGAUAUCUCCUUCCUUGCACCAGACUGUUUCCAUCUGAGUCAGAAAUCCCAGUCUCAGCUCUCCAGGGCUCUCUGGAACACCAUGCUUCAGCCUGUAGGGGAGAAAACGGACUUCUUUGACCCCAAGGCUAACACUACCCUGAGUUGCCCAACUCCGCACAAACCCUUCCUGGGAACAUACAGGAACAGCAACUACACAUACCCACCUCUGGAACCUACUAACAAGCCAAUUCAGAAUUGGGGCAGUGAUCUGUCAUGUCCUGCACAGACUCCAUCUGAAAGUGUCCCAACAUCAGUACAUAAGCUACGGCCAACAAACAUCAAAGUCGUAGCAGCGCUGGGAGAUUCCUUGACUACUGCUGUAGGAGCCAAAGCAACCAGCUUGAAUGACCUGCAAACAGCCUGGAGAGGACUUUCCUGGAGCAUUGGAGGUGAUGGAACCCUGGAGACUCACACGACUUUACCCAAUAUUUUGAAAAAGUUUAAUCCAGAACUCUUCGGCUUCUCCACUGGCACCGAAAAGGAAACAGCCGGGUUCAACUCAGCAGUGGGAGGAGCCAAAGCAAACAAUAUGUCAACCCAGGCGCGUGAACUGGUGGAGCUCAUGAGAGGCAGCUCGAAAAUUAACUUCAAGGAGGACUGGAAACUGAUCACUCUCUUCAUUGGAGGCAAUGACCUGUGUCAUUACUGCUUGGACAGGGAGACCUAUUCAGUAGAAAAUUAUGUAAAACAUCUUCAGGACACUCUUGAUAUUCUAUACCAGGAGCUCCCUCGAGCCUUUGUCAACCUGGUGGAGAUCAUGGAGAUCGCUGGACUGCGUCAGAUAGAAAGGGAAACUUCGGGAUGUGUCGUUCCAGGGACGACUCUUUGCCCAUGUUUCUUAACCUCACAGGAAAGCUCCCCUGAACUACAAAAAAUGAAAAUAAUUAACAAAGAUUUUCAGAUCAAAAGCAUGCUGAUGGCUAACAGCGGUCGCUAUGCACAGCGUGAGGAUUUUACUGUUGUGGUGCAGCCGUUUUUCCGAAAUACCAUCAUCCCACUAGACAGCAAUGGGAAGCCAGACCUGAGUUUCUUUUCCAUGGAUUGCUUUCAUUUCACUGAGAGAGGCCAUGCUGAGAUGGCCAUAGCGCUCUGGAAUAAUAUGCUGGAGCCAGUUGGUCAAAAGCAGAGCUACAAUAACUUCGUCCAUGACAGAUCCAAACUCAAGUGUCCAACCUCAGAGAAUCCAUUUCUUUUCACAUCCAGAAACAGUGGAUUGCAAAAUACAGCUCCAGUAGUGGGGGCAGGUGACCCAUCGGUACCUUACUGGGCUGUGAUUUUGGCAGCAAUAGCUGGAGUCCUGGUGGGUUCUGUACUCAUUGGAGUUUUGAUGUCAAGAAGAUACAAGAAACACCACCAUGAGAGAGACAAAGCAACAGAAGUGAAUUUAACAGCUCUAUAAACCAGAUGCAUAUGAAGAAUUUACAUCUGCCUCCACUGGAACUGGGGUGAUGGGGAGAGCAGGAGAAAAGCAGCUUUUGAUAUCUAACUUUUUUAAAACUAAUCAAACUUGCCCAUUUAAAAAUGGAGGCACAGGUAUUGGCCAAUGAUUCUCCACCCAGUCACCAUGAUGACAGAGGACAGUACUAUGUUUGCUUUACCUGGCAGUGUCUGCUGCACAUUGGCCAUGCGUAGGAAGGAAACAAACAUUUCUUAAUGUAUGAAGUCUUCCUCCUUCGAGAUGCACUAAUUCUCUGUAUGAUUGAAAUUGUUCGGGAUGCCAGUUCCCUGCAUGGAGUGAGAAAACUAUUCAUGUAUGCUGUAACCUUAUGAAGUGCAUGCCCCCAACCUGUUUUGUGAGGGACACUGGGUUGAAUAUAAUGGUUGGGCAUCAUUGUUAUGGACUGUUAACCAUUCCCCCCAAUAGGGUAAUAAAUUCAAAAAGGAAAUCAGCAACGUCUUUGGUUGGAGUCAAGGGAGAACCCUGUGUUAAUACAAUAAGAGUCGGUGUUAAGAAAAAAGAAGCUUUAUCAAUCAUUUCAGCCUGGCUAAAAGUCUAAAUAGAACUGACUAAACCUUUCUCAAAGGGCCUGUUUCAGCAUGCGUAAACCCCAACACGGAAUCUUUGCAGUCUGUUCUUUAUUGAAGUUGUCCAGAAAUUCAGAUCAGGAACAUGGACGGGAUCUUCGCUGGACAUUACAGAGAUCACCUGUUUCAUUGUCUUGUACUUUUCUGACAUAAGGGAGAUGACUCAGACAGACUGUCUGGGACCUUGUUUUCUGACAUCCCUGUAAUUUCCUGUGUUAUCCAUUUUAAUUAAGAAAUUCUAAUUUUAUUGAAGCCAAACUUUAAUUUGCUGUGUUUUUGCCAGGUGUGUAUUGUUUCCAUUCUAGGACUCAUGAAUACUGAGGAUGCGGUGUAACGGGAAUGGUUCCCAGCACAAAAGCUGUGCAGCCUUGGACACUCAAUCUGUUCAUCAUUCACCCAAAAGAUACUUUUCCAAACACACAUAGAUGCCCUGAUUUCCCCAUCUCAUCUCUGUGAUCUUUGCAGGGAUGUAGAUAGGACAUAAAACACGCUGGGAUAAUCAGGUUUCCAGAAUCACAGCUCCACUAACCCCUUCUUUUAGUCUGCUCUCAAAGCUCGUUAUUGUGAAUAAAAUUUGUGUGUUUGAGAGUC